AUGGACAAGCACAAGUAUCGUGUAGAGAUCCAGCAGAUGAUGUUUGUCUUUGGAGAGACGAACGAUCCGCCGGUUGAGACUACGUCGUUGAUUGAGGAUAUUGUUCGAGGACAGGUGAUGGAAAUUCUGCUUCAGGCUACCAAGACCGCUCAGGCACGCAACAGCAAGACGAUCUUGCCGGAAGAUGUGAUUUUCUUAAUCCGGCACGAUAAGGCCAAGGUUAAUCGUUUGAGAACUUAUCUGCUAUGGAAGGACCUGCGAAAAAACGCCAAGGACCAGGACGCUGUUGCUGCAGGAUCUAGCUCGGGUGGACCGGGAGAUGAGGAAGAAAAGAAGGGUGCGGCAGAAAAGGAUGACAAGGACGGUGGAAAUGUGAUGAAAGUGAGGAAAUCGCAGAUCAAGCUGCCAUGGGAUCUUCAAUUCAUGUUCAAUGAACAGCCGUUGGAAAAUAACGAUGAUGAUGAGGAACUUGAUGAAGAUGAAAGAGAGGCAAAUCUAGCGACUUUGAAGAAACUGAAGAUGGCCGAUGAUCGUACAAAGAACAUGACCAAAGAAGAGUAUGUACAUUGGUCGGAUUGUCGUCAAGCCAGUUUCACAUUCAGGAAGGCAAAAAGAUUCAAGGACUGGUCAGGUAUUUCGCAGCUGACCGAUAGUAAGCCGCACGACGAUGUUAUUGAUAUACUUGGGUUUCUGACGUUCGAAAUCGUGUCUUCCUUGACAGAGGCUGCGCUCAAGAUCAAGAAACAUGAGCAAAGGCUGCAAUUACAGAAGGAUGAACUACAACAAAAUGGCUCGGAUUUCAAUUUCGAAGUCACAAAAAUGCACCGAAAGAAAAGGCUUUUCGAUGGCCCUGACAACGUUGUAAAUCCUUUAAAGAGGAAACAUGUGGAAGAGGCGUGGCGCACACUCCAGACUAUCGAUAUGAAACAUAGGGCUUUGACAAACUUCAGAGGUGGCAGGUUCAGUUCUCGACCGAUCAUUAUGUAA
Messenger RNA from Torulaspora globosa, 987 nucleotides. RefSeq names its product transcriptional regulator SPT3 (gene SPT3). The record is from RefSeq and is a predicted model, not a curated record. Gene Ontology annotation, molecular function: transcription coregulator activity; protein heterodimerization activity. The transcript has a single exon. Gene Ontology annotation, cellular component: SAGA complex. Lineage: Eukaryota; Fungi; Ascomycota; Saccharomycetes; Saccharomycetales; Saccharomycetaceae. Gene Ontology annotation, biological process: transcription by RNA polymerase II. The coding region runs from base 1 to 987 and encodes 328 amino acids.